GAGAGUACAGUCGCGCAAAUAUAACAAGAACAAGAAGGUUCCAGCAUUUUGCAGAGAUCGAAUUCUCCCAACAAUGGCGUCGAAGGUUUCUCUUAGGAGCAAGGGCAAGAGCUCCAAGGGUUCAUCCAAGUCAUCUGAGGAGAAAUCUGCAACCCAAUCCUUCAAGGAGUGGACUACUUGGGCCGUAAAGAAAGCUAAGGUCAUCACCCACUAUGGCUUUAUUCCUCUGGUUAUCAUAAUCGGCAUGAACUCUGAGCCUAAGCCUCAGCUCUCUCAACUUCUCAGCCCCGUCUGAUCUGAUUGCUUUCUAUACGUUGGUUUCCAAGAUUUAGCGCUUUUCAUCAUGGAUUGGUGCCUUUUCUGUGGAUUCACGACUUGGGUUUCUGUUUUAUAUGAAUGUUUUUGGGGGUGGGUUAGCGUAUAAAUUUUAGGCAAGUUUGGGUAUAAUAUUGGCAUGCUUGAACUACAAAGACAUGUAAUAGUUUGAGGUGAAAAUUUUGAUCUAUUUGUCAUUUCUUCUGAAAUAUCUGAUUAUGUUAUCACUUUGCUCUUCGUUUUUCCGAAUAUUGUCUGUUUAUCAAAAUAAUUGAACGAUAUUAGGGUUUAUUUGCGCUAUCUGAUCCGUCAAGGCUGUCUUGGAUGGAGAAUACAAGACUGAUAAUGGGCUGUACUAUCAAAAACCCCAUUUUGUAUUGUCUGUUUUCCAGCCUUCUGUUUCAAGUUAAUAGGAAUUGAUCAAGGAUUUACAGUCACCGUUGUAUAACUUGAUUCUAUUAUCUUUUGUUAUGUUCUAUUA
Molecule: messenger RNA, 796 nt
Organism: Benincasa hispida (wax gourd)
Lineage: Eukaryota; Viridiplantae; Streptophyta; Magnoliopsida; Cucurbitales; Cucurbitaceae
Product: mitochondrial import receptor subunit TOM7-1-like
Biological process (GO): protein import into mitochondrial matrix
Cellular component (GO): mitochondrial outer membrane translocase complex
Source: RefSeq, a predicted model, not a curated record